This is a messenger RNA of Clupea harengus (Atlantic herring), 1736 nucleotides long. It is a transcript of the gene lman2, whose product is annotated as lectin, mannose binding 2. Gene Ontology annotation, cellular component: endoplasmic reticulum membrane; Golgi membrane; COPII-coated ER to Golgi transport vesicle. Gene Ontology annotation, molecular function: D-mannose binding. NCBI's taxonomy places the organism in Eukaryota, Metazoa, Chordata, Actinopteri, Clupeiformes, Clupeidae. The record is from RefSeq and is a predicted model, not a curated record. Gene Ontology annotation, biological process: endoplasmic reticulum to Golgi vesicle-mediated transport.
AGAAUAUCAAACACAAUUUCUCAAAUAUGGCGGCGGGCAGAAGCGAAAUAACGCCCAUGAACAUCUACAGAAAAGGAAUUAACAACAGGAUGGCCUUUCGCUGUUUUUUUAGGACAGUUUGUCUAUUUUGGCUACUUCAAUUUGCAACAGUCCGUUCAGAUAUCACAGACGGUAAUACUGAACAUCUUAAACGGGAACAUUCACUUGUGAAACCUUAUCAGGGAGUCGGGACGAGCCCAUCCAGCCAGUGGGACUUCUCGGGAAGCACCCUAGUGACCAGUCAGUAUGUGCGCCUUACUCCCGAUGAUCGCAGCAAGGAAGGCUCCAUCUGGAACACCGUGCCCUGCUUCCUGAAGGACUGGGAGAUGCACGUGCAAUUCAAAGUCCAUGGGUCGGGGAAGAAGAAUCUUCACGGAGAUGGAAUUGGUAUAUGGUAUACCAAGGAGAGGUUGCACCCUGGUCCAACCUUUGGAAAUCAGGAUCAUUUUGUCGGCUUGGCAAUUUUUGUGGAUACCUUCCGCAAUGACCUACACGGCAUGGAUGUAAGUGUGGAUCGUUCGUUUCCUUUCAUUUCUGCCAUGGUGAGCAACGGCACGGUGCCUUACGACCACGGCAAAGAUGGCCGAUCCUCAGAGCUGGGAGGAUGCUCUGCCGAAAUCCGCAACAAGGACCAUGACACCUAUCUGGCCAUCCGCUACUCCAGAGGAAGGCUGACGGUGAUGGUGGAUGUUGACGACAAGAACGAGUGGAAGGAGUGCAUUGACAUUGGAGGGGUGCGUCUGCCUACAGGGUAUUACUUCGGAGCCUCAGCAGCCACAGGAGAUCUCUCUGAUAAUCAUGACAUCAUCUCGAUGAAGAUGUACCAGCUGAUGGUGGAGCACACAGAAGAGGAGGAGAAUCUGGACUGGACGAAGAUCGAGCCUAGUGUCAGCCUACUCAAAUCCCCGAAAGACAACAUUGACGACCCGACGGGUAACUUCCGCGGCACUCCUCUGACGGGAUGGAAGGUGUUCCUGCUGCUGCUGUGUGCCCUGUUGGGCAUCGUGGUGUGUGCCGUGGUGGGCGCCGUGGUCUUCCAGAAACGGCAGGAGAGGAACAAGCGGUUCUACUGAGGUUCUACUGAGGCACACAGACUCUGGGCCCCGCCCCGCUCCGGCCAGGACAACAAUGUGAAUUUUUUAAAAGACUCCAAGAGAUACACAAACAGCGGUUUGUCUUUGUUUGUUACAGUGAGCUGGAGGAAAACACCAAGGAGAUGCUAAGAAUCUUCCAGAAGGUUUGCUAAAUGGUUUGAAUGAUAUUUUUCCACCGAAAAAAGUAACCUGAUUGGUAGGAAACGUUUUUUUUUUUGGCUUUGAAGUGAAUCAGGUGACAUGUGAUCAGAACAUGUAUGCAGACUAACCCACGUUGUCUGUGAAUCAAGUUGAUUUCUGUGUUUUCUUUUGGUUUGUUUUGCUUCCAGUUUGAUCUUUGUACCCAUGCAUUCCCUCCCUGGGCUAGUUUACAUUUGAGUGAGAUGUGAUUUGCUUUUUAUUAUUUUUUCUUUCUUUCUUAAACGCACUGUUCGAUUCCCACUCUUUCUCUGUGUUUUCAGUGGGAUGCUGGGGCCUUUCUUUUGGGGCGUAGCUUCUGUGAUUGAUUGCCUUAUUGUCCUGGCUUUCUUUGAUCAGACAUUGAAGAGUGACUUUGUGUGUGUGUGUGCGCGUGUGUGUGUGUGCGUGUGUGUGUGUGUGUGU